UUACCUGCCUUCACUAUCUCCCGUGAUAGGGGAUUCUUGCCGAGGGAUGAUCCUAUCAUCAAUCUUCCACCAGCUUUUUCGGCGCUUGACUCCCUUUUACAACGUAUGACCCUUAUUCAACCUGACGGUCAACCCGGUUUAUUAGCCCAAGGCACAUUUGGACAAGCAGUGAUGGCUGAAUUAUGCGACAGUAAUGUCUCCCUUGAGAUCAUGAAGGCCAUCGAUCUUGCAAUUGCCGAAAACGAUCAAAAUCUGCUCUCGGCUCUCUUCCGUGACUAUAGUUUCUUGACAUCGGCGUAUUUGCUUGAACCUGUUGACUUGCACUAUAAGCAAACUGGUGAAUAUUGUAUUGGGAGAGACAUUUUACCUGCUCCUAUUGCAGUCCCUUUCAAGAAAUUGGCCGAUGCCUUGGGUCAUUUUCCGUACAUGGAGUAUGCCUCAAGUUAUGCCUUACAAAACUUUGCUCGAAUCAAUCCUGAGAAGCCCAUCUCUUACGAUAACUUGAGAUUAAUACGUGGUUUUCAAGACCGUAACAAGUCAAGCUCAGAGAGCGGAUUUAUACUUGUUCAUGUCGAUAUGGUUGCCCAUUCGGGCAAACUUAUAAGUGCGAUCGAAAAAGCGCUCGGAGCUGUGGCUACCAGUGACCGAGCGAACUUUAAUAUGGCAUUGGAUCAAAUGUAUCAAGCUUAUCAAAAGAUCAAUGCCUCGAUGCAUACUAUGUGGGGUCACAGUAAACCGGCAGAUUAUUUGAAGUUUCGUAGCUUUAUUUUUGGUACUGGACCUGGCAAGCGUCUCAACAAAAUGUUUCCAAACGGGGUAUUCUAUGAGGGCGUCAGUAAUGAAGCAUUGUAUUUCAGAGGCGAAUCUGGUGCCAAUGAUUCGAUGAUCCCGGUGGGAGAUAAUCUUCUAGAGAUCACCGCUCGAUUACCGCAAAAUGAAUUUACUGCGAUUUUACGUGACUUCCGUACAUAUCGCCCUAAGACUCAGCGUGAUUAUGUUGAAUCUGUCGAAGCACGUGCGACAGCUUAUCAAGUUAAACGAUUUGCUGAAGCGGAUCCUACUAGUUUAGCACUCUAUGUGCUCAAUGUUGAUCAAAUCCGUGAAUUCAGGGAUAGACAUUGGAAAUUUACCAAGUCUUAUAUCCUUGAGCAUACCACUUAUGGUAUUGCGACCGGUGGUUCGCCCAUUGCUACUUACCUACCUUCCAACCUCACCACUGUACUUAACGUACUU
This is a messenger RNA of Melampsora larici-populina 98AG31, 1233 nucleotides long. RefSeq lists its product as uncharacterized. The annotation marks the transcript as partial. NCBI's taxonomy places the organism in Eukaryota, Fungi, Basidiomycota, Pucciniomycetes, Pucciniales, Melampsoraceae. The record is from RefSeq and is a predicted model, not a curated record. The transcript has 6 exons. Gene Ontology annotation, molecular function: heme binding; metal ion binding.